AUGACCCAUCAGCUCGUUGGGCAUACGAGCGAUUGUGCGAGCAACCUGACAGAAUACCUGUCCGCUGCCCCUCUUGUCCAUAACCAACUGUCGCACUUCCAUGCCAUAAGCUGCAAACCAGUCUUCGACCUUCUGUGCGACAGCCCCGUCCCACUUCUCAUCUGUAGAGCGUUCGCGGCAACAUCCCGCACUUCCCGAAGCAUGACCUAUCCAAUCAAUCCACCCACCCAUCAGGUGAUCACCCGUGAUCCGUCCUUCGGACAAGUCAUGUCCGCCUUUCGUGCCGGCGAUUGGCAAAACCUCGCUCUCGCUACGGGUAUCUCCAUGCCAUUUGGAUACUGGGCCGGUCGACCAAUCGUGAUGCGACCGUCCAUGUACGCAGCCGCUACCAUCGGUGCCCUAUUCGGCUUGUCCCUGGGCUUCCAAUCCUCCUUCGCACGUCUCACAGGUUACAAGGAGAACGCCCUCGAGGUCGCAAAAUAUUCACCUAGUCAGUCAGCAGAGUCGACAGCAUAGGCACCAUUGGCAAGCUUGACUGUGUUUCUAUAUGAUCAAUUUCAAGCUCUUGCUUAUCUUUAUGCUUUGUUAGAGAUUAUCUACGCCGUCAAUAACCAUCCUGUGUAAUGUCCACGUCCACGUCUCACUUCAAAAAUUCUUGCUCCACUUCUCGACAAACCGUUUCUCUGUCAACGGCUGUCGCCCACAUCUUCGGCAUUCCAUUUCGAAGAAGAAGCGCUGCCGCAUAUCGACCCACAAAUUCUUUGUCAAAUCGAGUUGGAGGAUUCCCUGGUAAUACAGUUAGACCACCCUUCAACCGCAACGGAGGCCUAAACGCAUUUUCCACUGAUUGAUCCGAUUCCGUCCACAACUUAGUCAACGUCGACGCCAGAGGCUGGAAUGGCGUUAGCUCAUUCCCCGCUGGUUCUCUGGAUGUGGAUUCCUCACCAAAGAAGAAACAUCGCUCGUAACCAUAGUCGGCGGGAGAGAGUAAAGUGGUUAAAUCCAAAAA
Chondrus crispus (carragheen) is the source of this 1009-nucleotide messenger RNA. RefSeq names its product NADH-ubiquinone oxidoreductase. The record is from RefSeq and is a predicted model, not a curated record. Lineage: Eukaryota; Rhodophyta; Florideophyceae; Gigartinales; Gigartinaceae. The coding region runs from base 1 to 516 and encodes 171 amino acids. The transcript has 3 exons.